AUGCAAUUCUUCUCCCUGCAUUGGGUGUUUACUCUAGAACCUCUUUGUGCUCUAUUUCAUGACCCCCCUAUUCCCAGUGCUGGUGAACAAGUCCAAGAACCUGGUCACGACAAUACCUCCCUCACUCCCAUUGACUCAAACCUCACCUCUCUCGCCUCAAAUGACUCAAGCUCAGACUUGACCGCCCUCCGGAUAGCACACACAACCCGCAAAGAGGCCCUAGACCAACGUGAGCUCGGGCUGGCGGCUAGACAGGAGAGGAUCGAGGGAAUGGAUGAGAGGGUUAGGGAGGUGCAGAAGGUUGCUGGGUAUCAUGAGGAGGCGGUGGGGCAACAGGAGAAGGCGGUUGGGCGGAGGGAGAAAGAGGCGGAGAAGAGGGAGAGGGCGGUUGAGAGGAGGGAGCGGGGGAUAGAAUCAGAGGUUGAAGAACGUUCUAAACGGGUUCAAGAGCUCGAGGAAACACGUGAUGCUCGACAUGGUGCUCUCGACACGUCCACUUUGUCGCAUUCAUGGCCCAUUACUCUUCUUCGAUCUGUGGUCUUCCGUGUAUUAGGCGACAAGACGUCUUUGUUCCUCUUUCCCUCCCCUAACCCAAGUUCUUCUAUCCAAAACUCGAAUGCUCCCACCACCACCACCCCUAAAGAAGACCCAGACGCGACUGGGAAGCGCGACGCGAUCUGUACCUUUCAACAGGCGGACGGGGGAGUCACCUCAUACUUCUGGGGAUUGGCGUGUGCUUGUGAGGAGGUUGACUGGGGUUGGGAUUUCGAGUUGGUUGAAGAGGAGGAGCAGGAGGUAGUGUUGCUUACUGCUUGA
Messenger RNA from Laccaria bicolor S238N-H82, 816 nucleotides. RefSeq lists its product as uncharacterized. The transcript has 5 exons. The record is from RefSeq and is a predicted model, not a curated record. The coding region runs from base 1 to 816 and encodes 271 amino acids. NCBI's taxonomy places the organism in Eukaryota, Fungi, Basidiomycota, Agaricomycetes, Agaricales, Hydnangiaceae.